AAAGAGUCGCUGUUAUGAAAAUGAAAAUGAAAAACCUCUGUCAAAUGUCAGAUUUUAUAUUCAUUUCGCUCUAAAUAAUGUACUUUGAGUUUUGCUUUGUCAGCAGAAAAAUGGUUCCCUUUAAUAACUUAUUUCGCAAAUCAAUAUUGUUAUUAGUCUUGUUCCUGCAAAGAGUUUCAUAGUGCAAGGAUAUUUGAAGAGUUACACUUGAGCUCUAACAUGGCUCAGCAGGUACCAUUUGAAGACGAAUGGAAAGACAUGCGUCAGCGAUUCCGGAAGGAGGGUCUUGAUUAUGAAAGUUUGCGGCCUGAUGACAGACUUCUGCAAGUCUGGAGAUGGCUUGUUGACGCUGAAACUAAUCUACGAAAUUCAAGACGCAUGCUGGACAAACUCCAUGAACAGCAGCAUGAAGAGAUUGAGGAAAUGGAAAAUUAUGUUGGACAUUUAAGAGAAUUAGCGGAGAAGAGAGCAGAUCACCUGGAAAGAGAAAGAAUAGAAUUAAAAUGUCAAUCGGAGUGUUUAAUAAAGCUGUUAGCUCGCUUUGAGUUUCAAGGAUCCCUAGAAAAUCAGGUUUCUAGCCUAAUAGAAGAUAGGACCAAACUAGCGGAAGAGAUUGAAAUCUUGAAAACUUUGAAGUUCUCGUGCGGGGAUAAUGGGGUGAAUGUUGACGAUAACAUGCUAUCUGAGAUUAUCAAGGUAUCUUCUGAAAAAGAAGUUUUACGAAGGCAAGUCGCUGAGAUGACUGAUCGAGUGGAAUUAUUGGAGAAAUCUUCAAGGCAAAUAGAACUUGAUAACGAGCGAUUGGCGUUCAAGGUAUUGAACACUCAUUAUAAUUUAUACUUUUGACCUUUAUUUUGUUUUUCACCUGUAAAAUAAUAUUUUUACAAUAUUGUAUUGGGAACUCUUUGAAUCACCCAGUUAGGUUCUCGAUCUAUACUGCUUUUGUUACAAAAGGUUUUAAUAGACUGAAGUUGUGAACAUUUUCAGUACCUUAUAAUUUGAUAGUGGGCUAAUUUGUACGCGUAUUAUAGCAGUAGCAGAAACCCUUCACAUUUUUUUGUUCAAUUUUCAUGAAUAAAUAAGAAAUUAAUUGCAU
This is a messenger RNA of Nilaparvata lugens (brown planthopper), 1096 nucleotides long. RefSeq lists its product as uncharacterized. Lineage: Eukaryota; Metazoa; Arthropoda; Insecta; Hemiptera; Delphacidae. The coding region runs from base 220 to 846 and encodes 208 amino acids. The transcript is spliced from 5 exons. The record is from RefSeq and is a predicted model, not a curated record.